AAUAUAACAAUGAAAGGAGAGAGCAAGCCAAAAAAAGACGAAAGGAAGUUUCAGAUAUUCGAAGGGACAAUUUUGCUGAAGACGACGUCUGGGUGGAGGAUUUUUUUGCUGAAGAUAUCUGUGAUAUCUUUGCUGAAGAUGUCUUUAGCGAGGACAUAUUUGCUGAAAGUAAUGAAUUUGAUGAAGAAAGUGGAAAAGAACUUGAUAAAGAAGCAAUAAUGGCCCCAACAAUCAUAUGA
Messenger RNA from Racocetra persica, 239 nucleotides. The record is from the annotation of a GenBank genome assembly. NCBI's taxonomy places the organism in Eukaryota, Fungi, Glomeromycota, Glomeromycetes, Diversisporales, Gigasporaceae.